CGUGCUCGAUGGCUCGAUACGCGGGAGUGGUGGUAGUCGCGGUUUUGUCAGAGGGGUCGCGACAGUCUGAUUUAGCGGCGGAGUCAGGUUGGGUGGUUAGUAUCGUGUGGUGCGCGUCGCGAAAGAGGAUAGAGAGCACGGAACGCAAGAACGCGACAAAAGAGGUUGUCAUGACGUUCGCGUGAGACUCGUGCAUCGUGUAUCGUCGCCAAGAAAUAUGCCGAGUGAUAUCUGGUGCUCGAGUUGGCGAUGUACCGUCAGUGGUGCGACGAUGCAGUGCAAGUUGGUGCUGGUUUUGGUGCUGGUCACGAUUCUACCUGACGUUUACACCGAGAGCCAGGGACCGUCCCCGGAUUUCAGCAGGCACGCGCUGGUCAGGCCGCGCGUGUACCACGGCAGGACCAAGCGGCAGAUCUCAUCCACCAAAGAAAACGACAUCGAGCACGCGGACGUGCUGACGGUGGGCUUCGAGCUGGAUGGGGUGAAGCGCGUGCUGGACCUCAGGCUGAACACCGAUCUGAUCCCUGUCGGCUACCAGCAGCGUCAUCAGCAUCGUGGCGCGUACAAAGUGCACACGCCAUCGAAAGUUGAACUCUGCCACUACCAAGGCAGCGUCCGCGACGUUCCCGGCUCUUGGGUAGCGUUGUCUACGUGCAGAGGAUUGCGGGGAGUCGUUUUCGAUGGCGAGAAUCUUCACCAUAUCCACCCGGAGAAGGAGUCGCUGGACUCGAAACAUUUCGUCUACAAGCACAGCGAUCUCCUGAGCAAUCACACCUGCGGUUACGAGGGAACGCCGCACCAUGUUCUCGGCCGUGAACACCGCGGGAUCGUCAACAGAGCCACGAGGCACAAGAGAGCGGCCGAAGUGAUCCGAGGACCGUACAACGCGGACAAGCAUUCGCGAUACGUGGAGUUGGUCCUCGUGAUCGAUAAAAAAGAGUACAUGGCCCUUGACGAGAAUCUGGACAAAGUGUAUCACCACUGCAAGGACAUCGCUAAUAUAAUCAACGCUCUAUACAUGCCAUUGAACAUAUUCAUCGCCCUGGUUGGCGUGCAAGUUUGGUCGGACACGGACGAAAUAACGCUAUCCCCGAACGGGGACACCACCCUCUCGAAUUUCCUGCGGUACAGGCGGGAGAAGUUGGUGCAGGACAUGCCCAACGAUAACGCCCAGCUGUUGACGCGAAUCGUGUUCGAAGGAGGCGUGGUAGGGAAGGCUCUUAAAGGGCCGAUAUGCACGUACGAAUUCUCCGGUGGUGUCUCCAUGGAUCACUCGAACGUCGUGGGAUUGGUGGCCGCCACCGUGGCUCACGAAAUGGGUCACAAUUUCGGGAUGGAGCACGAUUCCGCUGACUGCGAGUGUCCCGAAGAGAAAUGCAUCAUGGCACCGUCGAGCGGCUCGUCGGGACCCACGCACUGGUCGACCUGCUCCCUGGACCAUCUCGCUCUAGCCUUCGAACACGGAAUGGAUUACUGUCUCAGGAACAAGCCGCAGAAGCUCUUCGACAGUCCGAUUUGCGGGAACGGGUUCGUCGAGCCUGGAGAACAGUGCGACUGCGGGCUGAAAGAGAAUUGCGACAAUCCUUGCUGCAACGUAACUACCUGCAUGCUCCACGGCAACGCUAGCUGCGCCACGGGUAAAUGCUGCGACCUGACGACCUGUCGCCCGAAAACUGCGGGCACGGAGUGCAGAAGCGCGGAGCACGAGUGCGAUCUGCCCGAGUAUUGCACCGGCCAGAGCGAGUACUGUCCAGCUGACGUGUUCAAGAUGGACGGGGAGCCGUGCAGCAUGGGAAAGGCGUUCUGCUAUCAAGGUUCCUGCAGGACCCACAACGACCAGUGCAAGUUGUUGUGGGGACCCACGGGUACCUCAUCGGAUGCGCAGUGUUACGACAUGAACAACAGGGGCACGAAACACGGCAACUGCGGGUACAAUCGCGUCCAGUCCAGUUACGUCAAGUGCACUGACGAAAAUCUCCUUUGCGGAAUGCUGCACUGCAAGCAUUUGAACGAGAGAUUGGAGUUCGGUGUAGAGUCCGUGGCAAUUCUGAGUCAUUCGUUCAUCAACAACGGUGGGAAGAUAAUACCGUGCCGCUCGGCCAUAGUGGAUUUGGGUCUGAAUCAAGUAGAUCCUGGACUGACGCCGGAUGGUGCAAAAUGCGCGCCUGGAAAGAUGUGCGUAAAUCAGAAAUGCAUGCCGGUUGCCGAUUUGCGCGCGACCGUCUCCGGAGGGAAAGCGUGUCCCAAUAAUUGCGGAGACAACGGGGUGUGCAACAGUCUUGGCCACUGCCACUGCAAUCGCGGCUUCCGGCCACCCGAUUGCACUCAACCUGGCGUUGGUGGAUCCGAGGACAGCGGACCCGCAGACGAUCCGAAUGCGAGGAACGACAUGAUUAUGGCCAUGUACAUAAUCUUUCUGGGCAUCGUGCCGAUGGCUGCCCUGUCCUCAUUCGGCGUUUGGUAUUUGAGAAACCCAGGCCAGCACUGGAAGAAGGGCAUGAUCGCAACGACCGAUCGCGGCCACAAUGGACUAUCCAUCAAAACGAUCGAUCGUUCCAGUCCCUUGCCCCGUAACAUCGAAACGAUCGAUUCUAGCCUCAGUCAAGAUCCAGCGUGCGCGAGUUUAUUGCCGAAACCUGAAGCCGACGAGCGUUACAACAAUAAUCUAUUCGGUCAGUUCAAAGGCUUCACGAUAACCCCGAUCAAGAAUCAGUCGAAGAGCGGCGAGCCUACCAAGCCUGCGCCUCCUCCGCCCACGAUUCCAACCGUGGCGAUAAAAACCAACAUCAAGGCUCCGCCUAAGAGCAAUCCGCCACGAAAUUCUUUGCUGAACACAACGUCCUGCUUCACAGAGUCACCCACGGCUCCCAUUUUGCCGCCACUGAAUCCAGGAUGCACGGCGCGUCCUUUGAUCAGCAGUCCAGUCUUAGCAGCUACUACUUGUACGUCCGUCGAGUUGGUGGCGCCGAAACCACCGAUCAGACCUUCUAUGGACGUGCCCACUAGACCUGCACCUGCUCCCCCGAUCUCCAUCGACCUUCAGAAGCCUCAAAGACCGAACAGCACGCCGUUGACCAACCUACUGCUUCCCGAGAUAGAGAAAAAGCCAGAUAAGGGUAGCACUCUGAACAGGUUGGCUUCGAUGCUUCGACCCAAUUCGGGGAUCAUGAAGACGGGGCUGCAGGUGUCGCAGAAAGACGACAAGAACACCAACUCUCUGCCUAGAUCGCAUCAUCAUAAGGCAAACAAGGUGAUAGACAAAGAAAUCCUCAGGAACUUGGAGAUCUCCAAUCCUAUACCUCAAAAAGAGAUCGAGAUUCCGACACCAGCGAUACCGGUGGUAUCUACCACAGAGGCUGAGAAACGUAACGUGGUAUUGCGCGCCCAGUCCAUGAGAGACAGCAAAAUCACACCUAGACCCGCCAUUCACACUUUCGGUUCGAUGCGUCAGCAAACCACUCCGGUUAAAAGACCUACCAGUAUACCAGCUAGCACGAGACCCACGGCACCUCCUCCUGGUCCUCCGACUUCCACGACGUCGACUACGGCGACGACGACGGAGAAGAUGAACGAGACUGGGAAGAUUCCAGGACUACCAGGCUACCAGACGCCGCAGUUGAAGAGCACGCAAAAGCUCACAGACAACGCUUACGAUGACUGCAUGAACCUCGUCUCCGAGUCGUCUUUGACGAAAAUCACCGAGGAAUCGCCCACCAGCGACAACAUCUACGCUGUGAUCGAAGAGGCGAUUCCUGAGAAGAGUAGAAAGACCCAGACGGAGUUAGACAAGCGCAUAGACAACGAAUACAAACUGCCAAAACGCGUCGAGACCUCUGCCAACCCUGCCAACUUGGAGCCUAUGGGUCUGCUCUCGGAGAUCGUGUCGGAGAUAUCGAAUCGGAACUUCGAUUCUAUAUACUCCACCGCGACCUUGUCUCGAAAAGCGAAAGAGAACGCAGAGACGUCCAAGAACGCGGAGGACUUGGGGUCGAACAGCUCGCUGGGAGCUUACGUGAACUCCAACCAUUACAAAUCGCCAGGCAGCAUUUACUCUAACUCGGCAUCCGGGAAAUUCAAUUCAUCCAGCUCCACGACUAGCUCUGGCUACUUGAAUCCGUCGGUGCUGAACGUGCCGCGGCAACAGUCCGUCAACGUCGAGUCGAAGACGAUCGACAAGAGCAAGUUGACGUCCCUGAAUUCGGCGAAUCCGAAUCUGAACGACGAAAUAUCGAAGGAGCUGGGCAUGAAGCCCGCGACAGGGGAUGUCUCUUCGAUGAAAACUCGGCCGAUUCAACGAGUCCCUGCAAGCCAGAAAGGCGAAGAGUCGGUGGUAGACGGCAAAGAGCCUGCGAAACCACCCCUAGGGAGGACGAAAACGCCACCGCACAUCGCCAAGGGUUCGACGACAAAGGAAGCAAACGACGCGACGAAAACUGCCACCAGACAAGCUCUGGACAACGCGUCGAAGUCUAAACCGUACUCGGAUGGAAACUCCAAGCCGUCGAAGCCAGGAUCGGAUGUAGGUCAAACGAGCAACGCGCAGAGUCCUGACAAACAGGACUCUCGUACGAACGUUAAUAGAUUAUCUAUGAAAACUGUGCCUUGUAGCCCUAAGGAUAACGGGGGAAAGUUCAACAGUCCUGACGUAGUGUCGAGCUGUUCGAGUUCCAAUCAAAGCAGUACAAAGUCGCCGGACGUUCUGGGAAACAAUCCAAAGUUUAGCUUUCAGCCGAAGACGGUUCAGAAGACGCCCACGAUGCCGCGUGGCAGCGCUACCAAGACGCCGUCCGCGCCGUUGAAACCGUCGAGUAUCGCGACCAAGACAGCUAGUCUCGCGGAGAAGAAGAAGUCACCUACUAACGCGAGCAAAUCGUUCGGAGUGUCUGCGAAAGAGUCGAUUUCGAAGAGCUCGCUACCGAAGGCAGCCCAGAAAACAGAGACUAAAGGUGCAGGAGACUCGGGGACAAAGACGAACCCAGUGCAAAGAGCAGCUACAGGGAAAUCCAACGUGGCGUCCCUUCAACAAAAGUUCGAAGCUAACAAGAACGUUAACGCGUCGAGGACGGUACCGAGCGCACAUAAAAAGACGGUUGGGAAGACGAUAGAAAUGACAGGUGUCAAAAAGUAAUAAACGAACGUGUAGGGUCUGCGCGAGAUAUUCUAGUCUGUCGUUGAUUCACUUUCAGACGAAGUGAAGACGUACGAGAUACGUCCGAACGAUAUUUCUAUGAUUUUAUUUUAUUUAAAGAGAUCGUAUGGGAAAGCAAAAAGCCUAUAGAGCAGUGGUUCUUAGCCAUUCUAAGCUCACGGCACAGUUUAGAAGAACAUUCUUCGUUUCUUCGAGUCAACUCAAUUCAAACAGUUUGUGAAAGGGAGACAUAGCUCUUCUUGGUCGUAAUUGUAGUAAAAAGUUAACGCUUAAAUGUUUUUAUAGGUUCUUAAAUUUGUACUACAAUUAUUCAGAAUUAGGAACUGUGCUAGGAGUUUCUUCUAUAAACUGUGCCGUGAGCACAAUAAGAUAGAGGCUCGUCUCCAAAAUUGCGCUUCUAAUUACAUUCGCGGCGCAGUGGUUCAGAACCACUGGUACGGUGCAACGAUCAUGAACCUUUGACUGAAGUUAUCGAGAGAGAGAAACAAUCGAUCGAGCAACUUCGCGACUGGAAUUUUUGUAUUUACUGCCGGAAUUACAAGAUGUAGCGUCGUUGGGUAAAAAUCAAGUGGACGAUUCGUAGGCCAAUUGAAUUUACUCCAACCCUAGGUUGUGUCAGCCGUGAAGUUCACGGCGUUAUACAGAAUGUACCAGAUCACAUGGUUUCAAUAGAAAUCACCUCCUUUCGGGUUGUACCCCGAUAUUUUGGGACACCCUGUAUUACCACUGUAAAUAGUAGUUACUUAAAAAUUCUAAUAUUUUUUGUAGACAUCAUCCAUUUACCGGUAACGUUCGGAUAUACAUGAAACACUAACGAUCGUCGGGAUAUUUAUCGUAAGAGGAUUUUUUAAACGAGAUGACAAAGUGAGCAAUAAUUUAUUUUGAAAAAGUUUCGCUCGAGUAACGCAAGAGGAACGCGUAAGAAAUUAUUGAACUCUGUGAUAUACGUGUAACGAAAGAUAGCACAGAAACAUCAUCGUACCGUACGUAUUAUAAUAAAAUAGCAGAUUAUAGACGCGACCAAAUUUAUCAUUUUAUAAACAUAGAAAGUUUUCAAGGACGAAUUAGUCUCUCGAGAGGAAAAUCAUAUCUCAGAAAAAAAAAAAGGAAACAAAA
Messenger RNA from Hylaeus volcanicus, 6265 nucleotides. RefSeq names its product disintegrin and metalloproteinase domain-containing protein 9-like (gene Meltrin). The record is from RefSeq and is a predicted model, not a curated record. The transcript is spliced from 14 exons. NCBI's taxonomy places the organism in Eukaryota, Metazoa, Arthropoda, Insecta, Hymenoptera, Colletidae. The coding region runs from base 218 to 5128 and encodes 1636 amino acids. Gene Ontology annotation, molecular function: metalloendopeptidase activity. Gene Ontology annotation, biological process: membrane protein ectodomain proteolysis.